Molecule: messenger RNA, 3048 nt
Organism: Acanthamoeba castellanii str. Neff
Lineage: Eukaryota; Discosea; Longamoebia; Acanthamoebidae
Product: Texlike RNA-binding protein, putative
Exons: 15
Coding region: 1-3048 (1015 amino acids)
Biological process (GO): translation; nucleobase-containing compound metabolic process
Molecular function (GO): mRNA binding; structural constituent of ribosome
Source: RefSeq, a predicted model, not a curated record
AUGGGAGACGCCCGGCGCCCCCUCAGCCUCUCCGCUAUCGCUGCCGCCCGGCCCCGGAAAGAUGCAGCGUCGGUGGCCCCAGCCGCGCCCAAGCUCGAGGCCGAGGAGGCCACCAAGCCACGCCGGCGGAGGGCCAAUGCCAAAGCGACGGAGGAGGACGUCGGGACAGUGUCCGAGCAUCAUGAUAAGCCGAAUAAGACGGAGACGAAGACGAAGAGGGCAGCACCAGCCAAGGCUCCGUUGUCGACGGAAGAGGCAGCCGCCGACCCGAAGACGACGACGGCGGACAAGAAGCUGAAGGCAUCGAAGAAGACCAAGGCCAAGGCCAAGGUGGUGGACGAGCUCUCGGGAGAGGAGGUCGCCGGCAGUGGUACGCCGAUGAAGAACGCGCGUAAAGGAGGCGAGAAGGCACCCACCACCACCACAGGAGAGAUGGAGAAGACGAAGAAGGCCACCAGGAAGACGUCUUCCACGCUCAACAACGACUUCGACUACGUCUACCACAGCAAUAAUGCUGUCGACUCUAUGGACGCUAUGGCCGCAGCCGCAGCCGCAGCCGCCGACGCCGACGCCGGCGCUGACACCGAUGCCGAAGCCGCCCAGCACCGGAUGAAGAGAAUCACGCACUCCGUGCGGGAACUGACGCGCUCGCCUGGUGAGAUAGGGCACAUCAACGACGGUGGCAACAAGGCCGCCGGCGCGUCGGAGAACCUGGACGACGAAGAACUUGGAGACGAGCUGCAGUUGGAAGACGAGCUGAAGUUGAACGACAGGCAGAUCGCGGCGGUGGAGCUGGCGAUCGGCAUUCCCGAGCGGAAGAUCAAGGCCGCGCUCCGCCUGCGCCUCGUCGAGGGCAACACCGUCCCGUUCAUCGCUCGCUACCGCCAGGAAAUGACAGGCGGCCUCGAUGAAGAGGAGAUCAGGAAGGUCGAGAAGGAGUACGAGUAUCAGCGCCGCCUGGAGCUACGCAAGGAAGCCACCAUCAGUGCCAUCGCCAAGCAAGGAAAGCUCACUGACGAGUUGGCAGAGACGAUUCGGAGCUGCACGAAGCUGCAGAGGGUGGAAGACCUCUACGCGCCCUAUAAAGAGAAACGGAACCACUCUCACUUGGGCUUGGGCCUGGUUGCACGUGGAACGAACGCGCAGGAAGACGCUGGCGUCGGCGGCGAUUGCCAAAGGCUUGUACUCGAGCGGCGGAUAACCGACGCAGAACUCGACGCUCAUGUGGCGCAGCACGUCGACGAGGAGAAGGGGCUGCCGCGACCCGAAGACGUCAUCGAGGGAGUGAAGCACAUCAUCGCCGAGAUGGUCAAGGGCGGGGCGCGCGAUCUUUUCGAACGGAUCGCAUACAUCAACGCUACGCGCGCCGCGGAAAGCGAUAGCAGCAAGUCCACCGCCAGCGAUGGCAGCGUCUACGCACACUACGAGAAUUUCUCGAAGCUGGCACGCUACGCGAAGGCCCACCAGAUCCUGGCGCUCAACCGCGGCGAGAAGCAGAAGUUUCUCAAGUUUGACAUCGUCGCCGACCAUCAAGCGCUGCUGGACCUGAUACGCAAGGACUACAGGCUGGUGCACCACCAGCCAGCAGCGGCGUCCGACGACGGGAAGAAGUUGAGCGUGGCGGCUGCCGCCGGCGGUCAGGUCGUGGAGGUCAUCGAGCAGGCGAUUGCAGACUCGCUCAACCGGCUGCUCCUGCCUUCGCUGAAGCGAGAGCUGCGCGCCAAGCUCACCGAACAGGCCGAGCAGCAGGCCAUCUCCAUCUUUGCGCGCAACGUCGAGAACAUCCUCAUCGCACCUCCCGUCCGAGGCAAGACGAUCCUGGGAAUUGAUCCGGGCUUUAGGUCAGGCUGCAAGCUGGCCGUGAUCGACGAGGGGCAGCUGGUUGAAGUGGACACCAUCUACCCGCACAAGAACGCUCGUAGCUACUCAGAGGCGAUGACUCGAUUGGCGGAACUGGUCGUUGCGCAUGGCGUCAAUCUGGUGGCGAUCGGCAACGGCACGGGCCAUCGCGAAGCCGAGGAGUUGGUGUCGGAGACCAUCAAACGCCACCUGCCCGACCACGAAGCCCUGCAGUUCGCGAUUGUCAGCGAGUCCGGCGCGAGCGCCUAUUCGGCCUCGCCCGAGGCGGCCCAAGAGUUUCCCGAACUAGAGGCCCAACAGCGCGGCACCGUCUCCAUCGCCCGCCGCCUCCAGGACCCUCUCAGCGAAAUCAUCAAGGUCCCGGUGGAGAAUAUCGGGGUGGGCCUGUACCAGCACGAUGUCGACAGGAAGGGCCUGGUGCAGGCGAUCGGCGAGAGCAUCGAGAAGGUGGUCAAUCGCGUGGGCGUGAACCUCAACACGGCCUCGCUCUCCCUCCUGCAGUACGUGUCGGGCCUCGACGCCGGCCGCGCCCGCAAGAUUCUGGCCUACCGCCAGCAGAAGCCGGGGCCGAUCGCCAACCGGGCCGAGCUGCGUAACGUGUCGGGCAUCGGGGCCAAGACCUUCGAGCAGGCCGCCGGGUUCCUGCGGGUCUAUCACCGGGGCGAGGGCAAGGAGCCGCUGGAUGCGACGUCGAUCCACCCCGAGAGCUACGGCAAGACCUACAAACUAUUGGUCACGCGAGCGCUCCGCGACGUCGAGAGUGAUCCGGUCUGGCGACGGAGCGUGCAGCAGCAACUGGACGUGGGCGAAGCGACCCUCGAGGACAUUCUCACCAACCUCAAGAAGCCCGGGCUGGACAUCCGCGACGACCUGCCCCCGCCGCUCUUUCGCCGGGAGGUGGCCACCAUCGGCGAUCUGAAGGUGGGCGACGAGCUAAUGGGCACGGUCACCAACGUGGUGCCCUUUGGCGCGUUCUGUGACAUCGGCGUGGACACCACGGGGCUCUGCCACGUUCGCCAUUUGUCGCCCGACCCCACGAAUGACCGGAGGAAGGAGGUCGACGUCUCCGACCUGGUCGCAGUGGGGGACGUGUUGAAGCUGAAGAUCAUCAGCAUCGACCUCGAGCGAAAGCGGAUCGGCCUCCAGAACCUCUCGUCCGCCACCAGCGACCCCGUACUUCCUGUAUAA